Messenger RNA from Vollenhovia emeryi, 773 nucleotides. It is a transcript of the gene tko, whose product is annotated as 40S ribosomal protein S12, mitochondrial. The transcript is spliced from 6 exons. Gene Ontology annotation, molecular function: structural constituent of ribosome. Gene Ontology annotation, cellular component: ribosome; small ribosomal subunit. The record is from RefSeq and is a predicted model, not a curated record. Lineage: Eukaryota; Metazoa; Arthropoda; Insecta; Hymenoptera; Formicidae. Gene Ontology annotation, biological process: translation. Bases 85 to 594 code for a protein of 169 amino acids.
CAUCAUAUAUGUUAAAAAUAAAGAUUGAGCGGCAUGCAGUGAGGUUAAGUUAUCGUAGGAAAGGUAUAUUAAUUGCAAUAAAUCAUGAACUUCCUGGCCAGGAACGUGAUGAACUUCGCAAGAAUUUACAUAGCGAACUCCAUUCAAGGUGGCAGCUUAACGAAGCUUUGUGGGAACAGCUGCAGCCAAGGAAACGUAUUAGAAGCCACGAGGACGUGUGUGAGCACAGCGCUGCAAGCGCCUGGAUUGGGACAGAUCAGAUUUGGAAGCACAUUAAUGCAAAUGCAUAGGAGAGGUGGACCAUACAAAAAGCGCCAACCUCCGAAGAAUCCCCUCGAUGGCAGUCCAUUUAUGAAGGGCAUAGUUUUAAAAACCGUCAUUAGAAAGCCAAAGAAGCCUAACUCCGCGAAUCGAAAAUGCGUCAUUGUGAGAUUAUCGAACGGCAAGGAAAUGACGGCAUACGUUCCCGGAGUUGGCCACAACCUACAGGAACACAAUAUAGUGCUCUGCAGGAAUGGACGACUGCGAGAUACACCUGGCGUUAAGAUAAAAUGCGUGCGUGGAAAAUUCGAUUUGCCCCAUGCAGGCAAAUAAUCGGUCGCGCUUGUAAUUAAGCGCAAUUAAUUUGUGAUUAUUGUCACCGUGUCUGAUUAUGUUUGACCAAAUAGAUAUAAUUUCUGUAAAAAAAAACAUCAAUUGUCCCAUUAUUGUCUAUACUUUUGUUAAUUAUGUACAGUACAUACGGAUAACAAGAAUAAUAAUAUUGGUUCCUA